Molecule: messenger RNA, 2194 nt
Organism: Gastrolobium bilobum
Lineage: Eukaryota; Viridiplantae; Streptophyta; Magnoliopsida; Fabales; Fabaceae
Product: fructokinase-1
Exons: 5
Coding region: 44-1486 (480 amino acids)
Source: RefSeq, a predicted model, not a curated record
UCUCUCGUCUUCUCUUCUGAGCUGAGCUGAAAAAAUUCGCUGAAUGCCUCUCCCAUCCAAAGCCCUAAAAUCCCCAAUUCCCUUAUACGCCAAUGGACAUUCCUUCAAGUCCCAUCCAAAACCCGGGUUUAUUCAUUUCUAUCUCAAUCGCCGCCUCGCCAACCCCAACCUCAACCCUUCCAACGUUAUCGCAUGCAAAGGCCUCGAAAUCGCCGUUCCUAAACCCGUGUCUCCGUCGACGGGUUCCAAGUUGACUAGCGUGGGAGCGAAACACGUGGACGUUGCAACACUCGGUAAUCUCUGCGUCGACAUCGUACUCAAUGUCCCACAGUUACCCCCUUCCUCGCUCCACCAACGUAAGGCUCUCAUGGAACGCUUGGCUUCCUCUCCACCUGAUAAGAAAUAUUGGGAAGCUGGUGGGAACUGCAAUAUGGCUAUAGCAGCUGCAAGGCUAGGACUUACUUGCGUAUCAAUUGGUCACGUGGGUAAUGAAAUAUAUGGGAAGUUUCUGUCAGAUGUGCUUCAUGAUGAGGGCAUUGGUAUGGUUGGGAUGAGUACUAGUGAUGAUAUUGUCAACAGCCCUAGUGCCUCUCAUGAAACGCUCCUAUGCUGGGUUCUUGUUGAUCCCUUACAAAAACAUGGUUUUUGCAGUCGAAUGGAUUUUAGCAAGGAGCCUGCAUUUCAUUGGAUGAGUAAAGUGUCCAGAGAAGUAAAAAUAGCUAUUAAAAAUUCAAAGGUCAUGUUCUGUAAUGGAUAUGGCUUUGAUGAGCUCCCUCCUGGUGUACUUCUCUCAUCACUGCAAUAUGCUAUUGAAGUUGGCACAUCAAUCUUCUUUGAUCCUGGACCGCGUGGAAAGAGUCUCUCCACUGGGACCCCAGAAGAACAAAGAGCUCUUAACCAGUUUUUGAGAAUGAGUGACGUUCUUCUUCUAACUUCAGAUGAGGCUGAGUCGUUAACUGGCAUAGGAGAUCCAAUAUUAGCUGGGCAGGAGUUGCUUAAAAGAGGGAUCCGCACAAAAUGGGUGAUUGUAAAAAUGGGUUCUAGGGGUUCAAUUCUAAUAACUGCAUCAAGUAUAGCUUGUGCACCUGCAUUCAAGGUGGAUGUUAUUGACACUGUUGGGUGUGGAGACAGUUUUGUAGCUGCCAUUGCUUAUGGUUUUAUACAUAAUAUGCCAAUGGUUAAUACAUUAGCAAUUGCAAAUGCAGUGGGUGCUGCAACAGCCAUGGGCUGUGGUGCUGGUAGGAAUGUAGCAACUCUGGAAAAGGUAGUAGAUAUAUUAAGAUCAUCAAACCUCAGCGAAGAUGGUGAAUUUUGGACUGACAUACUUGAAAAGAAUGUGGUAGCUCAGGAAAUAAUAUGUCUGUCAAAUGUUGUGAUGAACGGAAACAGAAACUAUCUCAACCUUGUCCCAUUUGACAAGGUUGCCUCUGACCUCUUGGCCAAUCUUGAAUUUCCACAAACAGUGGAGAAUGUGCCAACUUCAUAGAUUGUCGACUAUAGAUUGCUGCCACUGUUAUAUCCAUUCAUGUGAGCUAACUCUUCUCCUGAUUCUGUUGGAGUUCUUCGCUCCUUCAUCCUGUUAAAGUCUAAACUACACAUUAAGACAGCAGAGUUCUAUCUCCAGACAGGAUUACACUGCGAAAGGUAAUGAAAAGGCAUUGCUUUGAGCAAGUACAUGAAGUAGCUGCUCAUCAAGCAUUUUAACUGAUUUCUUUCAUUUCAGUCUCAACAUUAUUUCUUUGAUUUCAAAGGUAUUUUUACUCCCCGAACCAGUGAGGCGGAGCUUUUAUCCUCUGGUAGAUUCCAAUAUAUUUGCUUCAUUUUUGCAUGAAUGCUUCUCAAGCAGUGAUAUGUAAGUAUCUCCAUAUUGUGAUAGUUGAUUGAUGGCGUAGAGGGUAGGGCGGUCUGUAUGAAUUUCAAUAUUUUGAAUAUGGAUUACAAACACUAGUUUGUGAGGCUCUGAAAUAGUUGGUUUAUAUUUUUUCCUUUUUAUUUUUAAAUUUGUUGGUUAGACUUGGAUUCAGAGAUGUGAAUGAUAGUAUAUUUGGGCUUAUGCUUUUCUAAUAAAAGUAAAUUGAUAUUUUUAAAUUUUCUGUGAAAAUAUGAGGGAAAGCCUUGGAGUAGUGGUUAAGUUAUUCCUUAUGAUAAUGGAAAUGUCGUAUAUUAGGUAGUGUUGUGCAUUAAAAUUAAAAAU